AAACAUCUCCCAGAGCGUCCCAUUACACAUCCGGCACAUCCAGCAGACCCUGAUGGGUUUAGGUUUGAGGACCUCUCUGAGGUCGUAGAAGCCUGGGGAGACGACGACUCCGAUUGGGAAGAUGUGGCAGCCGCUCGAAUGGAAGGCUACGGCGGCGGUGCAAGGGCUCGCGCGAGGCAGUUCCGAGAUAAGGAUGCUCCAAUAUCAUUCUGCGAGCCAAGCCUGGCACUCACUGAUCUACUCCAGCACGAUGCGCUCGAUACUCGCGAUGGAGAAUCCUGGCUAGCCCGCAAGGAUCUACAGAGGUCGACGCUGCAGCGAAGUUUCGCUUGCAUGUCAGAUGUUCCUUUCGCUGAGGUCUUGCCAUGCCCGUCGCUUAGGAGCGACAUCGAUCUCACAGGGCGACCAACGCGAGUAGGUGAAAUCCCGCCGGAUCUGGACCCCCUUGAAAGGGAGGUCCUCACACUAGUCGAGACCUGUCGCGUCAUUCGCUGUCAAUUGUGUGGGAUCGUGAACAGUUUUGCGGCAGACCUCGACCUUCCGCCAGUUUUGGUCGGGUCGAUGAUGCACCUGCACUACGAGUUUGGUCUCGAGAACCAGAGUGGAGCGCACGAUGGGCAGUUCUCAUUCAGCUUGGAAUUCCAGACGCGCCUUCGUGGGAUGCAGAAUUGGAUGCUGAGACUACGAACCUUUUUCCGCGAGAUCUGGUUACCAUUGAGCGAGGCUAUCCAUGCACCGACCAGAUUCAUGAAGCUUCCUGAGCUGCUCUUAACGCGGCCAUUUGUCUGGUCUGCGCCGGUUAGCGCAGGUGGUCAUGGUUGGCAGCCAUUUAGACACCGGGAAGUCGAAGUGCGGGAAUUACUCGGCGAGUUGAGACAGAAACUUUUAGCCGGCUAUAUCGGGGGACCUAUAUGCGACUCUGUUCGCAACAUGCAUCGCUAUGACCGCAAGAAGGCGGACGACUUUCAUUCGCGCGUAACGCUCCAUGGAUAUGAGAAAGCCUUUGUACUUAGCUUUUACUUGCAUGGUUAUUGUUGUUGGUGUCGAGUAGUUCGCUGAGCAGAUGAACCAUCAUAAUGCGUGGGCCCAUUCCAUGUUGACGGUUUGGGUCGGCCUCCCACUGAAAGGCAAUUAGGUAGUUCUUGUAGCAGACGCUGCAAUCACCACAAUUCGUUUUGCCUUUUAGCUCGCAAAGAAGUCUUAUUGGUUUGUGUUGCUCAGCAGCUAGAGACGCAAUGGCCACCACUCCGUCCUUGGAGCACGGAAAUUUCCACAAUAAUAAUUACACUGGAGGCAGUCUCAUUCUCAUACCAUCAACCCAGGCAGUCUGCGUUCCCGCAGUCCCAGACCCAACUCUUCCAAAUCCAAUCUCAUGACCCCCACUCCUGUCCAAAAUUCAAACUCAACGCCUAUCCAUCGUUCCUCCAGGAAACUGACGAAACGUUUAUCAAAGAAGACGAAUCGAGGGAGGCCUGGGAAGACUAUCGAGACAUGACAGAUACGAAAUUUUUCAAGGUGAAUCGGGUGCACUUCAUGAUGCUGAUGACUGCGGAGCGAGAUGAAGAGGAGGUUCCGUAUGCUAUGCUCUACCGGCUGUUCUCGAAAAAGUACCAUGCUCCACAGCACACCGCAGGCGAGGCGUCCACUGAAGUUCUGCUUCCGGAGUUAACCGAAUUAUGCUGGCGGCGUUUUUCUGGUCGUCCUCAUGCUCUGCUACACGAGCAUCGACGAGUCAAGGCACGAGCGAGACCAUGGGACGUGCAAGAUGCGGGUGACCUGCCGACCCACCUAGCGAAAUGGGACUCCGGGCGCGAUCAUGGUCAUGGGUACCCCUUGGAGCGCAGUCCUAGCGAUUCCCCUAGGCAUGGUGCUGGAACUCUCCGGAAACGGGGAAGAACCUCUUCUGGUUCUGACAGCGGGUGAGCUGCAACUCUUCUUGAUGCCGUCAGUGCUUCGGGCAGCAGUCUUUGCUUAGGAAGCAGCGUCUAUUCGUCGGCAUCUAGGGUGGAUCUUGUCUGUCACGUCACGCAGACAACUCGCGGUGCCGUGGCUUGCUGGGUGGUGAAGUCCCUCUGAGAUGAACUUGACAUCCGCAGUUCUUGUUCAGUGUUUUUAUUAGCAUGCUGCUUAGGAAUGUGUCAUUAUGUUGGUCAAGACUCUGCUUCUUCGAAUAUGUUAGCAAUCUGCCGAUGAAAAUCGCUACGACCUGUCUGACUGGUGUGAAGCCUUCGAAAUAAGUCUCGCUUAUAAUCUCCGAAGUCGUUGAGCAAGUCCGAUCUUUUUUCUGUGAUUCGUAUCCUCAAUUUUCAGGACAAGCAUCUUCUAGAU
Amoebophrya sp. A25 is the source of this 2328-nucleotide messenger RNA. The record is from the annotation of a GenBank genome assembly. Lineage: Eukaryota; Dinophyceae; Syndiniales; Amoebophryaceae.